Colletotrichum navitas is the source of this 2105-nucleotide messenger RNA. RefSeq lists its product as uncharacterized. Lineage: Eukaryota; Fungi; Ascomycota; Sordariomycetes; Glomerellales; Glomerellaceae. The transcript has 11 exons. Gene Ontology annotation, molecular function: oxidoreductase activity; molybdopterin cofactor binding. Bases 1 to 1905 code for a protein of 634 amino acids. The record is from RefSeq and is a predicted model, not a curated record.
AUGGGUUCAGAGAGCAUGCGUGCUGUGCAGCUACUGAUCAGUAUUGUCAUUGCAUCUAGCUGGAAGUCCAUACACCAUGCAGAUCGCCUCACAUACCCUCUCCGGACUUUCUGGGACGAGGCAAUGGAUUUCAUCGUGCAACGCUCAAAAUACCUCAUCAAGCGCCUCACGAGCCAUGGUAUAGCCUUCUAUACUUCAGGCCAGCUAUUUCUAGAGGAGUACUACGCUCUAGCUGUGGUCGGGAAAGCGGGCUUGUCGACGCUGCACAUGGAUGGGAACACGCGUCUAUGUACCGCAACAGCAGCCGCAUCUAUGAGAGAGUCCUUUGGCCAUAACGUCGCAGCCACACAGACGGUCCUGUGGUCAAGAAUGCUUGACCGGUUCGAUGAUCCGAACCCGCCGAAGCUCGUCGUUAUCGACCCACGCGUGUCCGAUACCGCGAGGAGAGCAACAGUUCAUCUUGCUCCGGGGAUUGGCACCAAUUUGGCGGUUCUCAACGGGAUCCAACAUCUCAUGUUGAAAAGGGCUGGAUCAACAAAGAACCUCGAAGGAGCCGCCAAAAUCAUUAGAAACUCCCAGAGUCUUCUGUCAACGGCGCUACAGGGCGUCUACCAGUCCAACCAAGCCACCGCAAGCGCAUGCCAGAUCAACAAUAUCAGCCUUCUCAGGGGCUUGAUCGGCAAGCCGAGCAGUGCCGUGGAGCCCCCGGGAGAAGCGAGAUCGGACCUCGACAUCUUUCUCGACUACGGGCGUCGCAUGGACUUCAGGGACAAGAACGGCAAUCUCCUCCUUCCGUACAAGGACUCUGAGGAAGUGUUCUGCGCGUGGAAAAGGCUUUUAUAUGGCCGGCCUUGCGACUACAGCGGCUUGUCGCUUUUCGACAUCUGCGAGAGUUUUGGGCAUGACCUUGAGACCGGGGCGCCCUACACCAAGGCCGAGUACGCGGCUUUCAACCCCGCGGGCCGCGCGAUUCUGAAGUCAUGCCGCUACACUCCUUCUAUGGAAAACCCAAUGAAGAGUACCCAUUCCGCCUAUCUACGGGAUGCAUGCCCGGAGCCUCAAGUCCAUAUAUCUAGAGAGGACGCAGCUAAUAUGGAUGUCCGAGACGGAGAUAACGUUAUUGUCGAGUCAAGGCGUGGCGCAAUCGAGCUAAAGGCAAAAGUAGGGGGCAUCUCGAUUGGUCGGGCAUUUAUACCCUUCCAUUUUGGCUAUUGGGAUGCCAAAAAUGGAAAUUCUAGAGCGGCAAACGAGCUGACGGCUGAACGAUGGGAUCCCAUUUCCAAUCAGCCCAUGUUCAAGUCUGGAGCUGUCCGCAUAGAGAAGAUCAAGCUCAGAGAGAAGCCAUAUCUUCCUGAGCCACAAUCUGCCGCAGAACAGUCUUGUUCAACCAAUGGAGUCGACUUUAUGGCUAUGAAUGAUUCCUUGAAGCGGAAACGGCAGCUCGAAACGUGGCUCGGCGAGACAUACGAAAGCAUCAAGCAACUAUUCGAUAUCUACACUAAUCUGCUGCCCAAUCUUAUCAGCGAUCUCGAAAUCGAAGGUGGUUUCCGAGUGAUGCGCCGGAUCACCGAGGAAGUCAAUGAUAGGCUCAGCGUGGAAGUUGACAAGUUCGGCGAAGACGUCCGGCAGGGCAGUCGUGAGGCCAUGGUUCUGAGAGAGGCCAUCUUCCCUCCCAUCAACACGCAGAAAAGCCCGUACGAGAUCAUGGAAACCCUCCAGGGUCUGCACAUCUAUCUCUCCUUUAACGCUUUGAUUCCCGUCAGCCAGGCGUGUUGGGAUAAGGAGCUUCUCGAAGCGGUCCAAUUUGGCCAGACCAGUACGAUUCGUAUGCAAGCUUGGGUCAAUCAGCAGGUUAAGGUCAGGGCACCGCAGUCCCUCUUAGUGCCGGCGCUGCAAAGGGAUUAAAUCAUCAAACUGUUCGAACUGCGCAUCAAAUCCAGCGGUCUAGAGAAAAUUGUUGACAGGUAUAAGUCAAUAAGGCGUAUUCACUGCCGAGUCAUCUACAUUUGAAUUGCAGAAACGUUCAAGCAGUUUUCGACCUGGAGACCAGCAUAUAGUAUAAUGGCGACAAAUAAAUAGCUGUGAUGACAAAAGCGGAUCCGUAA